Daucus carota subsp. sativus is the source of this 2203-nucleotide messenger RNA. Its product is annotated as peptidyl-tRNA hydrolase, mitochondrial. The transcript has a single exon. Gene Ontology annotation, molecular function: peptidyl-tRNA hydrolase activity. Bases 348 to 1004 code for a protein of 218 amino acids. NCBI's taxonomy places the organism in Eukaryota, Viridiplantae, Streptophyta, Magnoliopsida, Apiales, Apiaceae. The record is from RefSeq and is a predicted model, not a curated record.
ACUGAAAUUUUAGAUUUUCAUUAUAUUUAUCAAGUUCUUCUUUUUUCAGGAUUAGAUUUAUAUAUUUUCCAUAAACUAGAAUGACCUGAGUAUCAAAGUUGCGUUAACAGCUUCUUGAUUUAUCUGCUCCAAGAAAAGCAGCAGAAAAUUCGUGGUAGUAUGUGUUCAAAGUAAACUCGUCAACAAAAUUUCUCUGCCAAAUGCCGGGUGAGUAUUAGUUUUUGAAUCUAGGAGUUAUAAAGUUACAUUUUAAAUGCUCAUCAGCUGUUUGAUUGAAUGACUGAAAGAGAAAUCGAGGAAAUUUCAUGUACAUUACUAAUCUCUCAGCCCUGACUAGCUAAGUAGAGAUGGUUAGUAGAAUUUCAAGGCGUUGUUUUUGCUCUGUUAUUACUCCUCAACCAUGGUUGUUUGUUGGUCUUGGGAACCCUGGUGAUAAAUAUAAAACAACUAGACACAAUGUAGGGUUUCAAAUGAUGGAUGCAUUUGCUGAGUCGCAAGGAAUUCCGAUGGAUGAAAUUCAUUUUAAAGCUUUUUUUGGGAAAGGUUUUGUGGGGGGUGUUCCUGUUUUGCUUGCCAAACCACAAACUUAUAUGAAUUUGAGUGGUGAAAGUAUUGGACCUCUUGCUGCUUACUAUAAGCUCCCGCUUAACCGUGUCGUCGUGUUUCAUGAUGACAUGGAUUUGCCUUGUGGAGUUCUCCGUCUUAUUCCUAAGGGCGGUCAUGGAAGACAUAAUGGGCUAAAAAGUGUGAUUCAGCAUUUCCGAGGGAACACAGAGUUUGGUCGGUUAAGAAUUGGUAUCGGGAGGCCUCCUGGUCAGAUGGAUCCUAGAGCCUUCAUGCUCCAGAACUUUAAUGCUACGGCUCAGGGACGGAUCGAUGCUGCACUUGAAGAAGGGGUUGUUGCGCUGAAAGAACUUGUGGCCAAAGGUUUGACGGAGGCUGCAAGAUGUUUUAAUACACAGCAGAAGUACAAGCAUAUAAGGUUGCAGACAAUGCCGGUAUGAUAGUCAGAGCCUACAUAACAGCUAGAACAAACUUGCUUUCAGUUUCAACAUGGCUAUAAUGAAUAUGUACACAAGUUGGAUAAGCGACGCCGGUACAUUAAUUUCCAAAGUUUUGCUUGCACUUUGAGGUGUAGUCUUGUCCUUUAAAAAUGCUACUAUAUAGGGGUCGUUUGGCUGAGUUUAAAAUAAGUGCUUCUUGCUUAAAAUAAAAAAAUGAAGUAAAAGUUAGAAGUUAGUUAAGACUUAUAAGUGAUUAAAGUGUUUGGCAAAAAAGUAGAAGUCAUGAAACAAAAGUCAGGAAUCGUAGCUUUUUUUAAGUGCUUCUCGACUUUUUACACAAACGGUACGAAUAAGUGUUUCCAACUUAAAAGUCCAGAAACGGGGCUUAAAAGCCCAGCCAAACACCCACAUAGAUUGAUACUUCUUAGUUUAUUAAUUCUCAUAUUCACAAAUUUAUAUAUGAGUUUCAGUUAUUCGUAAAUAUGAUUCAAGUCGAAGGAACCUGUGCUCAAACGACAAGGUUAUGGAUUCAAACUUUUUCUUUUCGACAAUAUCUGUGUAAUGGCUGGGGUUUGUGGGUUUAAAUAUAUGAUCGGAUAAAGUAAUUUUCUUUUUCUCAAAUCUCAAAAAACCCUAGUUUUCUUUUUCUCUCUUCUCUCUAGCCGCCUCCUCCAUCUUUUCAUUCCCGACGGGGCUUCCAUCGGUUUUCCGGUGGAAAGCCCCAAAUCUUUCCGUUUGAUUGCUAGUUCUUUGAUUGUUUUUGCUUUUCAUUGAUUUUCUUAAUAAAUCUUCUUCUUUAAGGGGGAAAAUUUCUUAGAUCUAUAUCACCGAACUUUUGAUUUUCGUUCUUAUUCGCUUCCAGAAGGCUUUUUGGAUUUGUGGGUGGAUCGAUUAUCUCUACGUGUCGUGGUGCAGAUCUAAUUGCUUUAGUUUUUAGUUGGAUUUUCUCUAGUUUGUUUGGAUUAUAGUUUGAUUUCUCUCCCUGGUGAGAGUGUGUGAUUUUUCUCUCCUCUUUUGUGAGAGUUGGUUUGGAUUCAUCGAUAAAAGCCUUCGGGAAGUGCAUUUGUGGUUGAUAGCUCAAACGGAGUUUUUGAAAAAGAUGGUGAACACAGAGCAAGGAUCUAUACAUGUACCAUCGUCAAUUUCAACAUCGCUUAUUUGUCUCAUCUUGGCUAUGAAGACAGGCAUGUUAAUAUUUU